GAGUCUACAGCGGAUUUCGAGACGAAUGUCUCCGGCGAUCUCUGUACUGUACCAAGUACACCAGACAGAAGUCAAUCCGGCAGUCCCCGCCUUGAUGAUAGCACCGACGAGACGGAUAGCUCUUAUCGCGAGAAGUCACCCGAUCCAAACAGUGAUGUCGAUCACAGUGUUCCUCCACGGGCCAUUCAAAACAUCUGUGUUGUUGGUGCCGGUUACGUCGGUGGACCGACAGCUGCUAUUAUUGCCUACAAGAACCAACACGUGAAAGUUACGGUUGUUGAUAAAGACGACCGUCGGAUCAGAAGAUGGAACUCGCGGCAUCUUCCAAUCUAUGAGCCUGGUCUUACAGAGAUUGUGCGUAUUGCUCGUGAUGGUUUGCAAGGCUCUCAGGAGGGAAAUGAUUCUGUGAAGAAUUAUGUAGCCUCGGAGCUUGAAUCAAGAAUGCCCAAUCUUUUCUUCUCCACCGAUGUAUCCCAAUGCAUCCAGAGAUCGGACGCCGUUUUCAUUGCGGUAAACACCCCGACAAAAGUGCGCGGCACUGGAAGAGGCAGCGCAACGGACAUGACAGCCUUCGAAGCAGUAGCUGCGGAAGUUGUGCGUCAUGCGAAGAACAACACUAUUAUCGUCGAGAAGUCGACGGUGCCUUGCAGAACUGCAGAAAUGAUUCAAGAGAUGAUCAGAAUCCAAAGGCCUGGUGAACAUUUCGAAAUCCUGUCAAACCCCGAGUUCCUUGCUGCAGGAACAGCUGUUCAAGACCUCCUCCAUCCAGACCGUAUCAUCAUUGGUUCUGCCCCUACAGCCGAGGGACGAGCCGCUGCAGAAUCUCUAACAGGAAUCUAUGCAUCUUGGAUCGAUCGAUCGCGCAUACUCACGACCAAUGUAUGGUCCUCUGAGCUGGCCAAGCUUGUCGCAAACUCUAUGCUCGCUCAGCGCCUGAGCAGUAUCAACAGCAUUUCAGCAAUCUGCGAAGCGACAGGCGCCGAGGUCAAUGAGAUCUCCGCGGCCAUCGGGAUGGACACCCGGCUGGGCAAGUCAUUCCUGCGAGCGGGUAUUGGAUUCGGUGGCUCGUGCUUCAAGAAAGAUAUUGCCAGCUUGGCGUACAUUGCCGAAUCCCUUGGCCUGGACGAAGUUGCACACUACUGGCGGCAGGUCAACGUGAUGAAUGAGUACCAAAGAGAUCGCUUCGCUGCGAGAGUCAUCCGCCACUUAAACAGUACACUCGUCACGAAAAAGAUCUGUAUCUUGGGUUACGCCUUCAAGCCCAACACCUCGGACACUCGAGAAGCACCUGCACUCGAAAUCAUCAAGACGCUUUUAGAUGAGAACCCGUACGAAAUUGCUAUCUUUGAUCCUUGCUGCAACCGUCUUGUCAUUGAAAACGAGGUCCGGGCCCUGCAGCCCUAUGGUCCCUCGGUCCUCAGCGAAGAUGGCGGGUGUGUGAAAGUCUACUCUAAUGUCUAUGAGGCCUGUGCUGGCUCCAACGCGAUUUUGAUUGUUACCGAUUUCCCUGAAUUCCGGAAUACCCCAGUUGCUGUGAACCCUUCACCAUCCAAGACCAAGGUACUCCAGAAGCCGCAAACUACGACUCAUAUAGACAUCGUCUCUUCCCAUAUCGCGCCAUCCUUCCAUGCACGGUUCAACACCGAGCCGGAUUGCUCUGCCGAUUGCCCAGACUGUCAAUCAGGAGCGACCUACGGAGAACCGAGUUUCGGGUCAAGCAAAAAUGUUCCGAAAGAAAUGGUUAACUGGAAGAAAAUCGCCGGGGAGAUGGGAUCUCCCAGGUGGCUGUUCGAUGGUCGGUGUAUCAUCAACAUUCCAGAAAUGACCAAGCUGGGCAUCCGCGUUGAAAGCAUCGGGUCUGCUGGUCUGGCGGUCUAG
Penicillium cinerascens is the source of this 1878-nucleotide messenger RNA. Its product is annotated as UDP-glucose 6-dehydrogenase. The annotation marks the transcript as partial. The record is from RefSeq and is a predicted model, not a curated record. Gene Ontology annotation, molecular function: UDP-glucose 6-dehydrogenase activity; NAD binding. NCBI's taxonomy places the organism in Eukaryota, Fungi, Ascomycota, Eurotiomycetes, Eurotiales, Aspergillaceae. Gene Ontology annotation, biological process: glycosaminoglycan biosynthetic process; polysaccharide biosynthetic process. Gene Ontology annotation, cellular component: nucleus; cytosol. The transcript has 2 exons.